Leopardus geoffroyi (Geoffroy's cat) is the source of this 1711-nucleotide messenger RNA. It is a transcript of the gene BGLAP, whose product is annotated as bone gamma-carboxyglutamate protein. The coding region runs from base 1263 to 1571 and encodes 102 amino acids. Gene Ontology annotation, molecular function: structural constituent of bone; calcium ion binding; hydroxyapatite binding. Gene Ontology annotation, biological process: regulation of cellular response to insulin stimulus; response to vitamin K; osteoblast differentiation. The record is from RefSeq and is a predicted model, not a curated record. NCBI's taxonomy places the organism in Eukaryota, Metazoa, Chordata, Mammalia, Carnivora, Felidae. Gene Ontology annotation, cellular component: extracellular region. The transcript has 4 exons.
GCAGGAGGGCAGCGAAGACCUUGUCACAGAAGGCUGGACCCCUGGGUUCCACCCCUCUUUGCUGUCUGGGUUCAUUGUGAGACAGGCUCUGUGCCUCCCCCACAUCCCCCGGGGUGUGCACACGGUGAGCACGCACGCCAGCGGGUGGGCCCUCCGAGUAGCUGGUGCUCUGCCCCCUUCCCCGGCCAGGGCUCAGCCAGGCAUCGGGAGGGGCUCGGCCACGGGCAGGAUGGGUGCUUCCUCUGGCCAGCGGUGAGGGGACGGGUACAGGCAGGGCCCCGGGGAGGCCAGGUGCGGUCUGUCUGGGAGCACCGGGAACACUCGGACAUCAGGGUGGCCCUUGCUGGCCACCCGCUGCCCCGAAUUAAGCUCAGUGGAGCCGCGGCAUCCAAACACGGGGCGGUGGGGCGGGCGGGGAGCGCCUGGUCAGGUCCCCACCUGAGGUGAGAACACCCUCCCUCCUCUCCAGGCUGGGCCGAGUGGGACUUGGCUCCCAGGUGUGCUGGGAUGGGCCUUUUCAGGCUGGAUGUCUGCCUCUUGGGAGACAGGUCCCCACAGUUGCUAACACUGGGGAGGCUGUACGGCCAGGCAGAGGGGCCCUCUCCCUGCUCCUCACUGGCUCUGCCUCCCCACGUGCCAGAGGCGCAGGGGAGAGGGUCCCCACUGCCCCAGACAGAAGAGCUGUCCUGCUCUCACUCCCGGCCCACCUCUCUUGGCUUUGGGUUCCGGUCCCGACACACGAGGCCUCCCCCUGGUGUCUGGCCGGGGCAGGGUGCCUCCGGGUGAACGAGGGCAUCGCUGCCUUGGGCCCCUCCCUCCCUGGGGUUUGGCUCCUGCCCACAGGCCGUCAGUGGCAAUCACAGUCUUAGAGCGACAGUCCAGCUCUACUCGAGUCUAUUUUAGGCCUCGAGCCCCCCUUUCUCCCCUCCUGCCCCUCCUACUCCACCCAGCUGGUGCUCAAACUGAGGCUGGGGGACUUGAGGUGACCCCCGUGGGCAGGGGCCGGGCCUGUCCAGAGGCUGGCGGCCCACACCCUCCUCCAUCACUUCCAUGGGCCUGGCCAGGCAGAUCAGCUCCAACCACAACAUCCUUUGGGGUUUGGCCUACAGAGCCGGGGCGGAUGACCCCCAAAUAGCCCUGGCAGAUUCCCCCUGACCCACCCUCGCCUCCGGGGCGCAGCCCAGGGUAUAAAAUGGUGCUAGCGGGAGAGGCAGACCAGCCGAAGUCCAGCAGCAGCCCGGGCGGCCACUGACAGCCACGCCAUGAGGCCCCUGACGAUCCUCGCCCUGUUGGCCCUGGCCGUGCUCUGCCUCUGCCCAGCUGGCCCGGCAGAUGCAAAGCCCAGCCGUGCAGAGUCAGGCCGAGGCGCAGCCUUCGUGUCCAAGCAGGAGGGCAGUGAGGUGGUGAGGAGGCUCCGGCGCUACCUGGCCCCUGGGCUGGGCGCCCCAGCCCCCUACCCGGACCCCCUGGAGCCCAAGAGGGAAAUAUGUGAGCUCAACCCCGACUGUGACGAGCUGGCUGACCACAUCGGCUUCCAGGACGCUUACAGGCGCUUCUACGGCACGGUCUAGAGCAGGCGCCCCGCCCCCCCUCCGCCGUCUGCCGCUCCCCACCCAGGACCCCUCCCCUCCCGGCACCCUGACCUCCCUGCCCGGCACGUGUGGGGCCCCCCGGCAUCCCCGCUGCUCCAAAAUAAACUCCAGAAGAGGAA